GGAAAGCCUUGCCACAUUCAAAAGUCAAUUCACAAGCCGGCAACAUCCGAGUUGAUGGCGGAGAGAGCCCCGCAGUCCGAGCCGAUCGGCGAGAGGAAGCCGCUUCUGUCCAAUGCUAAUGCAUCUGCACGAAGCGAACCUACCGGAUCCCUGCUUCGAGCCCCCAUACCGCCACCCAUCACGGUUGCCCGUGUGAGCGACGUGCCUGGAUCGUCAUUGUCCUUCCGCACGCGUGAGGAACCUUCUGCAUCGUCCAGCGUGGGUUCCACAUCUCCCAAAGAAGAAGCCCCGCGUCAAUUCAUGAUUCUCGGCGACUACGGCGGCAACUUGCAGUCCGAGUUGUCCGAGGACUCGUUGUUCUUACCCGACUCGUCCAAGCUUAACGACCACGAAAAGAAACGCAAGGCGCAGCACAUGGAAUCGUUCGACUACGAUUUCUUUGAAUCCCGUGUCAACCAACAGCACGAACAUGAGCAAACGGAAGAAGAGAUCCACAUGCUCAACUUGGGUCGAUGGGUCAUGACGUUUUUCAUCGGGUUGGGCACGGCGGGAGUCGCGUGCUUUAUCGAAAAGUUCACCGAACUGUUUUCGUCCAUCCGCCUAGAAACCAUGGAGCGCAUGUUGGUGAAGGAACAAACGGGCCAUUCCAACUUUGGCUCGGCCUACUUGGUGUACGCCGGCAUUAGCUUGGGGUACGUUGCGAUUGCCUCGUACUGCGUGGCCAUUCUUUGUCCUGUCGCGGGUGGCUCUGGCAUCUCUGAGAUCAAAGCCACGUUGAACGGCAUCAAAAUCCACCGCAUCGUCCGGUUGAAGACUCUCUUUUGCAAAGCGCUGGGCGUGCUGUUCAGUGUCUCGGGGGGUCUUCCCGUGGGCAAGGAAGGGCCUAUGAUCCACAGCGGCGCGAUCAUCGGGGCAGGUCUCUCGCAAGGGAAAUCCUCGUCGUUUGGCCUCGACACGUCAUGGACCAAGUUUAAAGGUUUCCGCAACGACAAGGAAAAGCGCGACUUUAUCAGCAGCGGCGCGGCCGCGGGCGUCGGCGCCGCGUUCGGCGCGCCCAUCGGCGGCGUCUUGUUUGCAUUAGAGGAAGGCGCGUCGUUCUGGCACCAAAACCUGACGUGGCGGACGUUCUUUUGCUCCAUGGUAAGUGCGUUCGUGCUCAACUUGUGGAGCGCAUUCCAAAACCAAGACUAUGGCACGGGCGGUGAAAAGUGGGGCCACCUCGGCAACCAGACGGGCACACUCAGCUUUGGUUCGUUCGACGCCGAGAACAAAUCGUACGCGAUAUGGGACGUCCCGAUCUUCCUCGCCAUCGGCAUGGUCGGCGGGCUCCUCGGCGCACUCUUUAACCAAGCCAACACGUACCUGUCGCUGUUUCGCCGCGCGACACCGGCGCUGUCACAUAAAUACGGCCGGUUCCUGGAAAGCCUCGGCAUCUGCCUUGUCAUGUCGAUCACGUCGUUCUGGCUCCCCGUUGCGUUUGGCACGUGCUUGCCCAAAAGCGGACCGUAUGCCGACCAUCUGGUCCAGUUUUACUGUCCGGCGGGGCACUACAAUGACCUGGCGUCGCUGUACACGGUCACGGGCGCACGGUCCAUCAUGCAGCUGCUCCACCACACGGACGACGUGAGCUUUACCUUUGUCACGUUGGUCGUGUUCUUCGCCUCGUUUAGCGUCCUGGCGUGCUGGACCUACGGCAUCGCCGUGCCCAGCGGUCUGUUUGUGCCGAGUCUACUGGCGGGAGCUGCGUACGGCCGUCUCUGGGUCCACGCGCUCGUGUACUUUCACAUCCCACACACUGCCCCCGUCGGCAUGUUUGCACUCAUCGGCGCCGCGUCCAUGCUGGGGGGGAUGGCGCGUAUGACGAUUUCACUGACAGUCAUCAUCUUGGAAUGCACCGGCGUGAUUGAAUGGGGGUUGCCCAUCAUGGUGUGUCUCAUGGCAGCUCGUUGGGUGGGCAACAGUUUCAACCACGGUCUGUACGACAUCCACAUCCACUUGAGGCACCUGCCGUUCCUCGAGUUUGACCCGCCAUUCUACGCGCGGUACCUUCGCGUGUACAAUAUCAUGGGGUCGAACGUGAUUCAGUUGGCGCAUGUGGCCAAGGCCGGCGACAUCUUUGACAUGCUCAAACGAACGUGCCACUCUGGGUUUCCCGUCGUGAACGAACUCGACAAGUUCUGCGGCAUCAUCCAGCGCAAACAUUUGUGUGUGAUGCUCCAGCGCAAAGACUUUUCGCUCAAUAAGCCCGACCCGUACACCCGCAAACCCGCGGGAGAAGAGUCGUUCUUGUACAACGAACAGUAUGCGCUGUCGUACCGUGAUAUUGAGUCAACGUAUCCGCGGUACCCGAGCAUCACCGACAUCCGGCUGGAUUCGACGGAACGGGACCUGUGGAUGGACCUGACGCCGUACAUGAACCCGACGCCCCACACGAUUCAGGACCAGACCCCCGUGCCCCGCGCGUUUCGGCUGUUUCGGUCGCUUGGGCUCCGUCAUUUGGUACACGAGUCUUCUUGUGCCAUCGUUCAAAGUACUUGUUAUUGUUGUAGGUGGUGCUGAACCGGCACAACCAAGUGAAAGGGAUCGUGUCACGCAAAGACUUGACCCCAGAGCACUUGAAAGCGAGCCUGGAUCACCUGAGCGAGUCGGAGAAGCUCGUGAUCCAGGGCUACUUUACUCGGUAUAGCCACCACUCGGAAGCCAUCGACAAAACCAUGCUCCGCCUCUCCCGGGUGUCCGACACGGCGUAACUAACAAUAGUGAAUCAAUGACACUUGUGUCGCACAUUUUAUAGCAAAAUGGUCGUGGAAAACGAA
Molecule: messenger RNA, 2816 nt
Organism: Aphanomyces astaci
Lineage: Eukaryota; Oomycota; Saprolegniomycetes; Saprolegniales; Verrucalvaceae
Exons: 7
Coding region: 55-2559 (834 amino acids)
Biological process (GO): chloride transport; transmembrane transport
Cellular component (GO): intracellular membrane-bounded organelle; membrane
Molecular function (GO): voltage-gated chloride channel activity
Source: RefSeq, a predicted model, not a curated record